Molecule: messenger RNA, 2130 nt
Organism: Alternaria atra
Lineage: Eukaryota; Fungi; Ascomycota; Dothideomycetes; Pleosporales; Pleosporaceae
Exons: 1
Coding region: 1-2130 (709 amino acids)
Cellular component (GO): nucleus
Molecular function (GO): ATP binding; nucleic acid binding
Source: RefSeq, a predicted model, not a curated record
AUGCCGGCCCCUCUAUUUAAACGCUUCGCGCCGCCUGCGCCUAUCGUCAAGAAGCAGCCUUCACCCGCUCCAGCGCGCAAUGAGGUCUCGAAAGCAUCAAGCCCUACACUUACUGCGACUGACAUGGCCGCCGCCUCAAACCCUGCACCUGUACAGGACAGCACGGCAGUAGAGGCUCCAAAGACUAUCAAGAAGCCGAAAAAGAGGAAGCGUGAUACUGGAGCUACCGCUGAUCACGAUGAUGAGGUUUCAAAGAAGCAUAAGAACAUCCUCUCGAAAUUCGAAAAGGCCUCGAAACUAGCUGAAGCAAUGGGACAAAAAGGCGAAGAGGAAGCUUCAACCGAAACUCAGGGACAAGAAGAACUUCACGACCUCGGACCCAUGCCGCAACCCGCACCCAUUCCUGAGCCAGUCUACGAACCUACAUUCUCCACUCUUCCCACGUGGCUCGCUCAACCUACCACCGUCGAAGCAUCGAAGACCAUACCGUUUGCUGAACUGGGUGUUGAUCCCUCAUACGUCAAGAAGUUGGAGAAACAAGGAUUCAAGGACGCGUUGGCUGUACAAACAGCAUUGCUUCCGAUGCUGCAUCCUGGUUUUGACCAGCACUUGGGCGACAUAUGUGUCUCUGCCAAAACGGGUUCUGGUAAAACCCUAGCCUAUCUACUUCCUAUCAUCGAAGCCCUCAAAGAUCGUGCUGUACCUGUACUGUCCGCCAUCGUGGUAGUACCGAGCCGGCAACUCGUCAAUCAAGCCCUACAAGUUGCCGAAGAGCUAUGCGCUGGAACAAAGAUCAAAGUCGGCACAGCUUUGGGCAACGUCGCCUUUGCGACGGAGCAGAAGCAGCUCGUCAAGAUGAGACCGCAAUACGACCCCAGGAGAGCACAGGAGCUGCAGGAAAAGGCUUCACGACAACACCAGACAGGCUUCAUGGAAAGAGGAGGACUAUAUGACGACCUGAGAGGCAUGUCUCUAGACCAUGUCCCACGAUACGAUUCGGGUGUAGACAUUCUUAUAUGUACUCCGGGCCGGUUGGUUGAACACAUCGAGCACACGACGGGCUUCCUACUAAACAGCGUGCGUUGGCUCGUCAUCGAUGAAGCUGACCAGCUCUUGAAUCAGAACUUCCAGGGUUGGGCGACUGUGCUAAUGGAUGCCCUCCAUGGCGAGACUCCGGUCGAGUUCAUGAACGCUCAAGAACGGAUACGAAAGCGGGAGCGUGAUGUCAACUCCAUCUGGUCCAUGGCGUUGCCUGCUCGUAGACAACUCACCAAGGUUGUGCUUUCCGCAACCAUGGAGAAAGACCUCACGAAGCUCGGCACGCUGAAGCUGAAGCGACCGAAAUUGGUCGUAGUACAGGACGAAACUGCAGAGCCUCAAACUCUGGACAGUGAAGAGAACGUAUUUGAGUUGCCGUCAACCUUAGAAGAGUUUGCAGUGCAUGUUGGCGAUGGUUCGAACAAGCCCUUGCACCUGUUGUAUGUGCUCCUCAAUUACGUGUUUCCAGGCGCCCAGGCAACGUCAGACUCUUCAUCGGGUUCUUCCGCCUCAGAUUCGUCAUCAGAUGAAGACUCUGACUCCGGCCAAGAUGAACAGGCAUCUGUAUCCCAACAGAGUGGCCGCGUUCUGAUCUUCACCAAGAGCACAGAGAGCGCAUCUCGCCUGUCGCAUCUACUUGGUGCGCUCAUGCCCGCGUUCAAGAAUUACAUGAAGACAAUGACCAGGGCGUUGACAGCCGAUGCGUCUCGAAGGCUGCUCAAAUCGUUCAGCUCUGGAGCGAUCAAAGUCUUGAUUGCGUCCGACGCCGCGUCUCGUGGGCUGGAUAUACCUGAUAUUACCCACGUCAUCAACUAUGAUCUUCCGACAAGUAUCACUAGCUAUGUCCACCGUGUAGGCCGGACAGCUCGCGCAGGCAAGGCAGGAGAAGCAUGGACGCUGUUCACAAAAACCGAGGCUGCAUGGUUUUUGAAGCAAGUAGCCAAGGGCGAAAGCAUAAAGCGUGGGAGCAAGAAGGUCAAGCGUAUGGAGUGGAAAGAGAGCACUGUGACGGCGGAUGGAAAGAAGAAGGCGUAUCGCACGGCACUGAAGCAGCUGGAGAGUGCUGUUACAGGCAACGCUGAGGCUGAAUGA